AAAAAGAAAACAAGAAUGAUAUUCAAAGAAGAAGUUCUUAGUAUUCUAUUUUCACUCCAAACUUUGUAUUUUUUCUUUACAGUUCAAACAAAGUCGAGUUCACAGUAAAUUCAAGAAUAUAAAGGCGCUUGUUUUAAUUGAUCUUUGCUAUAUGUACGUUGAAAAAAUGUCACGAAAUCUGCAAGAAAUAAAGAGAGAAAAAAAAAAACAAAAAACUCGAGAAUAAAAAUUCUCUGAAUUUAUCCAAAAUCGAAUCAUUAUUCUUAAAGAGCGCAUGAAGUACAAAAUUCGAUUCGAUGUGAAACGUGACAGGAAAAUCAAAGAAAUUUGAAUUAGAAGCUAUGUAAAUGAGAAUAGGAAUUAUCUCAAAAAAUGAAAAAUCGUAUGUCAAAUGUAACCCAAGAAUUCGUCGAGUUUUUCUCGCGAAUUACUUGCUGGCUAUGGGAGACCAUCGAAAAGUUAUUCGACAUCAUUUUCGAUUUCUUGGCAAGGAUAAUCGAGCUGAUACUAGCGGUGAUGAACCUGAUUUUCCAGGUGAUCUGUUUCCUAAGGGACCUAGGCAUCGAAUCCAUGCAAACAUUCGUGAACGUGUUUCGAGGGAUUGUUAGAGUCAUUAGCAAUAUCACUUGCGAAGAAGUCGAGGAUUUCGCCUCUGCCUGCAUUGUUGUUUUGCUUUGGAUCGCGGCAUUUAACGUCGCCAAGAAUAUAAUAAAAAACUCUCGAAUAGCUGCGUUCCUUAACCCAGGAAACCCGGAUUCGAAUAAACUAGAAGAACUAGAAAUUUGUCCGGCGCAAAGAAGAACAGGGAGAAGGAUGAAUCGACGUUAUGGCAAACGACCUCGAGGUGAUCCUAUACUGGAACUCGACGAUUAGAAUAAAAGAAAUUACAAGAUUUAAAAAGGAGUGAUUAUACAUCUAACACAUGCAGUGAAUAAAAUCUAUACCAAGAAAGCUAUAAAAAAUAAAAUAUAUAUUUCCUUAUAAAUAUUAUUUCUUAUAUUUAUCAUUACAUCAUACACUUUUCAUUCGUAAAAAUUGGUACAGAAUUCUGACGGACGCUGCCAGAAAAGUUUCUCUAUUUACAAAAAUGUUUUGUAUAAAAUAACAAUGUGUAAACUCGUAUAUCAAAUACAAAAUUACACUUUGUAAUUUGUGUUCUAUUAUAUAUACAUAAUUAAAUAUAAAUCUUUAACAAAUAUCAAUUUGUAAAAGAGAGAUAUAUAAAAAAAAUUGUCAUUACAAAUUAUUUUCUAUUUCUUUUGUUGGAUAAAAAAAUAUAUUCAUAAUAGUUUAUCUCUUCUUUUACACAUUGAUAAAUAAAGUCUCGCUAGUAAUCUA
Messenger RNA from Apis mellifera (honey bee), 1338 nucleotides. RefSeq lists its product as uncharacterized. NCBI's taxonomy places the organism in Eukaryota, Metazoa, Arthropoda, Insecta, Hymenoptera, Apidae. Bases 373 to 873 code for a protein of 166 amino acids. The record is from RefSeq and is a predicted model, not a curated record. The transcript has 3 exons.